This is a messenger RNA of Drosophila persimilis, 266 nucleotides long. RefSeq lists its product as uncharacterized. Lineage: Eukaryota; Metazoa; Arthropoda; Insecta; Diptera; Drosophilidae. The transcript has a single exon. The record is from RefSeq and is a predicted model, not a curated record. Bases 9 to 266 code for a protein of 85 amino acids.
CGACAAAAAUGACUGAUUUCUCAAUGAACGAUAUCUUGAGAUCGUUUAGAAAAAUGCGCAUGAACAAGAGCACCGGUCAGGGCGGACACCACCAGUAUCAUCAUCCCCAGCAGCGGCAGCAGCAGCAGAAUCAUCCUCAGAAUAUCCAGGCCUAUCAGCACACCUAUCCCGUGCAACAGUCCAAGGAUUUGAAGAAAAUCAUCAAAAUCAUUAAGAAGAAUCUGAUCAAAGAGAAAAUCACUCGGCAAAUGAAGAUUCUUGUUUAA